This is a messenger RNA of Ustilago hordei, 1578 nucleotides long. Its product is annotated as putative Ariadne-1 protein. The transcript has a single exon. Gene Ontology annotation, cellular component: ubiquitin ligase complex; cytoplasm. Bases 1 to 1578 code for a protein of 525 amino acids. The record is from RefSeq and is a predicted model, not a curated record. Lineage: Eukaryota; Fungi; Basidiomycota; Ustilaginomycetes; Ustilaginales; Ustilaginaceae. Gene Ontology annotation, biological process: protein polyubiquitination; positive regulation of proteasomal ubiquitin-dependent protein catabolic process; ubiquitin-dependent protein catabolic process. Gene Ontology annotation, molecular function: ubiquitin protein ligase activity; zinc ion binding; ubiquitin conjugating enzyme binding.
AUGUCGGAUCUCAGCGACGAGUACCUCCUCGACGACGAUGUCGAGGAUACCAUGGACGAGGACUCGACAUACGGCGACUUCGCUGGCGACUCGGAUGAGGAAGAGCAAGAUGAGGAGCUUGGCUUCGGCGUAGCCGAUGACGCUUUCGCCGGCGCCGAUCCAGCAGCCGAUCGGGCAAAGAGCUACGAGGUCGAGUACAAGUCCCAUACGGUCGGCUCGAUCGAAGAAGCACAGCAGAAAGAAGUCGAGCACGUCGCCAGCAUGUUCAUGAUCAAAGACACCGACGCGGCCAUCCUGUUACGUCACUUUGGCUGGAACAAGGAGCGCCUCAUCGAACGAUACAUGGACUCACCGGACAAGGUCAAACUCGAAGCUGGCGUGCUCGAGGAUCCAUCGCGACCCAAGCUCCAGAUGCUGCCCGAUUUCACCUGCCAAGUGUGCUUCACAAGUUCGGGCGAUGAGCCGAGUGGCAAGAUGGAGACGCUGGCGCUUGCAUGUGGCCACCGCUUUUGCCGCGACUGCUAUGGGCAAUACUUGGGGCAGAAGAUCCGAGAAGAGGGCGAGUCGAGGCGUGUCCAGUGUAUGCGCGAGAAGUGCAACCUGGUUGUGGACGAGCGCACUGUCGGACUGGUUGUCAGGCCAGAGGUGUUUGAACGCUACAAGAUCUUGCUCAACCGCACCUAUGUCGACGACAGCGCCAUCCUUCGCUGGUGUCCCGCGCCCAACUGCGAGCUUGCAGUUGAAUGCCACGUCUCGAACAAAUCGCUCAACAAGAUUGUUCCUUCGGUAGCAUGCGAUUGCGGCCAUGCUUUCUGCUUUGGCUGCGGCAAUGCAGCUCACGCUCCCGCCAUCUGUCCCGUCGCCAAGCUUUGGCUCAAGAAGUGCGAAGACGAUAGCGAAACAGCCAACUGGAUCUCUGCCAACACGAAAGAGUGUCCCAAAUGCACGUCGACCAUCGAAAAGAACGGUGGAUGCAACCACAUGACUUGCCGCAAGUGCAAGUACGAAUGGUGCUGGAUCUGUGCCGGACCCUGGUCGGAACACGGAAACUCGUGGUACAACUGCAACCGAUACGAUGAGAAGAGUGGCUCCGAAGCACGCGAUUCGCAGGCCAAGUCAAGGGCUCAGCUCGAACGAUACCUGCACUACUUCAACCGAUAUGCUAACCACGAACAGUCGGCCAAGUUGGACCGUGAUCUGUACGGGAGGACGGAGAAGAAGAUGGAAGAGAUGCAAAUUUCCACUGGGUUGACGUGGAUCGAGGUGCAGUUUCUGAAGAAGGCGGUGGAUACGUUGACCGAGUGUCGUAUGACGCUCAAAUGGACGUAUUGCAUGGCGUAUUACUUGGCGAGGGACAAUAUGACUGAGUUGUUUGAAGACAAUCAGCGUGAUUUGGAGAAAGCGGUGGAGGAUCUCUCAGAGCAGCUGGAGAAGCCGGUGGAGCCAAAGACGAUUCCGGAGUUGCGCCAAAAGGUGACAGAUCUGACGGUGUACGUGCAGAAGCGUCGUCAAAUUCUGCUGUCAGAUACGGCAGAAGGGUUCCAGGAGGAUCGAUGGCAGUGGAAUGUUUCCUUCUGA